ACCGCAGCGCUGCGCGGAUCCGCGGGGCCAUGGGAGACAAAGGCACGCGAGUGUUCAAGAAAGCGAGUCCCAACGGGAAGCUCACGGUGUACCUGGGCAAGAGGGACUUCGUGGACCACAUCGACGUGGUGGACCCCGUGGACGGAGUCGUGCUGGUGGAUCCUGAGUACCUGAAGGAGAGGAAAGUCUUCGUGACCCUGACGUGUGCGUUCCGUUACGGCCGCGAGGACCUGGAUGUGCUGGGCCUGACCUUCCGGAAGGAUCUCUUUGUGGCCAACUCUCAGGCCUUCCCCCCCGUGCCCGAGGACAGGAAGCCCCUCACCCGCCUGCAGGAGCGCCUCAUCAAGAAGCUGGGCGAGCAUGCCUACCCCUUCACCUUCGAGAUCCCCCCCAACCUGCCCUGCUCCGUCACGCUGCAACCCGGCCCCGAGGACACAGGGAAGGCCUGCGGUGUGGACUAUGAGGUCAAAGCUUUCUGCGCGGAGAACCUGGAGGAGAAAAUCCAUAAGAGGAACUCUGUUCGCUUGGUCAUCCGCAAGGUGCAGUACGCCCCGGAGCGCCCCGGCCCCCAACCCAUGGCAGAGACCACCAGGCAGUUCCUCAUGUCGGACAAACCGCUGCACCUGGAGGCGUCCCUGGACAAAGAGAUCUACUACCACGGGGAACCCAUCAGCGUCAACGUCCACGUCACCAACAACACCAACAAGACGGUGAAGAAGAUCAAGAUCUCAGUGCGCCAAUACGCCGACAUCUGCCUCUUCAACACGGCCCAGUACAAGUGUCCCGUGGCUGUGGAGGACGCCGAUGACAUGGUGGCUCCGAGCUCAACGUUCUGCAAAGUCUACACCCUGACCCCCUUCCUUGCCAACAACCGGGAGAAGCGUGGGCUGGCACUGGAUGGCAAGUUGAAGCAUGAGGACACCAACCUGGCCUCCAGCACGCUGCUGAGGGAUGGAGCCAACAAGGAGAUCCUGGGCAUCAUCGUGUCCUACAAGGUGAAGGUGAAGCUGGUGGUGUCGCGAGGAGGCCUGCUGGGAGACCUCGCCUCCAGUGACGUGGCAGUGGAGCUGCCCUUCACCCUGAUGCACCCCAAACCCCGAGAGGAGCCGGCGCACCGGGACGUUCCAGAGAACGAAGCUCCCAUAGAUACAAACCUGAUAGAGCUUGACACAAAUGACGACGACAUCGUGUUCGAGGACUUCGCCCGGCAGCGGCUGAAGGGGAUGAAGGACGACAAGGAGGAUGAGGAGGAGAGGACCAACUCCCCCCAGCUCAAUGACAGAUAAGCAGAGCCCGGAGCCGCCCGCCCCGCUCACACCCAUGCGUUAUAGAGGCUUCUUCUCUUAUUAUUAUUUUUUGUAUGAUGAUGAUGAUGAUGAUCAUUUGUUUUGUUUUCUACCCUACGGAUCACCCCAUCGCGACAGCAGCAAUUAGACCCUGCCAGCUGUGCCCUGUUGUCCCCAUCCAUCCCUUUUUUGGGGGGGGGGGGGUGGUGUGGUAGGGGGGGUGCGGACCCAAGGCUCAGCCCACCCCCCUCAGCCUUCACCCUUCUGUCCCUUUCCCCUUCCUAAAGCUCCGGGCCCUUUCCUGGGAGCCGCUCUUUUAUGCAUUUUGUAUAGUCCACUCUGGAUGCUGGGGAGGGGGCGGGGGGUGCAGCAGAACUGGGGGGGGGAUUUUUUUAGGCAGCCUGCUCGUGGGAAAGGGCCCCAUCCAUCCCUCCUUUCCUGCUCACUGCCCCACUGCAUGCGUCCCCCCCUCACCUUGGGAUGCACGAACCUCAGACCCACAGAUGCUGCCUGGGGCUGGGAUCCUAACCCUAAUCCCGGCCAGACCCCAGAUCCCAAACCUCCUACCCCAAACGUCAGUGCUCCCACCCCCAGAUCCCAAACAUGCCACCCCAAAAUCCCAAAGCUCCCAUCCGAAACCUUACACCCCCAAAUCCCAAACCUCCCACCAAAAAUCCCAAACCUCCCACCCCAAAAUCCCAAAGCUCCCAUCCGAAACCUCGCACCCCCAAAUCCCAAACCCCUCACCCCCAAUCCCACAUCUGCCCCACACCUCCUACCCCCAAACCCAAAACUUCCCACCCAAAUCCCAACCUCCUACCCCCAAAUGCCAAACCUCGCACCCCAAAUCCCAAAUAUCCCACUCUCAAAUCCCAAAUAUCCCACCCAAGACCUCCUACCCCAAAUCCCAAAGCUCCCGUCCCUAACCUCUUACCCCCAAAUCCCAAACCUCCUACCCUCAGAUUCCAAACCUCUCACCCCAAUGCCAAACCUUCUACCCCAAAUUCCAAAUCUCCUGCCCCAAACCUCCCACCCCCAAAUCCCAGAGCUCCCACUCCAAUCCCAAACCUCCCACCCCAAAUCCCAAACCUCCCACCCCACCCUCCCACCCCAAAUCACAGCCCUAGAGGGGUCAGAGAACUCUACAGCUGGAUUCCAAACCCCAAAGCACCAACUCCAGCUCCCAGAGCUCCCACCCCAAUCCCAAACCUCCCACCCCAAUCCCAAACCUCCCACCCCAAAUCACAGCCCUAGAGGGGUCAGAGGGAACCUCUGCAACUGGAUUCCAAACCCCAAAGCUCCAACUGCAGCUCCCAGAGCUCCCACCCCAAUCCCAAACCUCCCACCCCAAAUCACAGCCCUAGAGGGGUCAGAGGAGACCUCUACAGCUGGAUUCCAAACCCCAAAGCUCCAACUGCAGCUCCCAGAGCUCCCACCCCAAUCCCAAACCUCCCACCCCAAAUCCCAAACCUCCCACCCCAAAUCACAGCCCUAGAGGGGUCAGAGGAGACCUCUACAGCUGGAUUCCAAACCCCAAAGCUCCAACUGCAGCUCCCAGAGCUCCCACCCCAAGCCCUCUUUGCGGGACCCCCCCCCACCCCCUCCCUGGGGUUUAUCAUUGCUCUGCAUCUGUUUCCACGCCACUGGAACCCCCCCAGGUGCCAGCAUUGGGGACCCUACCCCACGUUUCACCCCAUACCCCCCCUCCCGGAUCAGGAUCCCCCCCCCCCCAGCCCCCCUAUUGCAGGGACAGCCCCGUGCCACAACGCGUCCCCCCCCCAGCCCCUCACUGGGGCCACUGCCACUAUUUAUUGUGCCGCCCUGAGAGCAGAGCCCGGGGACAGCCCUAUGCCCCAACCUAAGGGGGUGAGGAGGGGAGGAGGUGGAGGGGGGGGGGGGGUCUGAGCUGCCCCCCUCCCCCAUUUUGGGGUCAGGCCGGUGGGCGGUGUGGUACUUCUCUUUUGUAAAGUGGUUUCUUUGUACUGGUCAUUGACACCCCCGCUUCUUCGGUUCCUCCACCAUCUCUGUGACGUUUCUGUGUCCUGUCAAAUAAAUUAUUCUAGUUUAUUAA
This is a messenger RNA of Gallus gallus (chicken), 3357 nucleotides long. Its product is annotated as beta-arrestin-1. Lineage: Eukaryota; Metazoa; Chordata; Aves; Galliformes; Phasianidae. Gene Ontology annotation, biological process: G protein-coupled receptor internalization; visual perception; signal transduction. The record is from RefSeq and is a predicted model, not a curated record. Bases 30 to 1286 code for a protein of 418 amino acids. The transcript has 16 exons. Gene Ontology annotation, molecular function: G protein-coupled receptor binding.